UGGGACGCACCCACUGAACUCUCACCAGCGAUGGAGACAGGCAUUCUGACGUCAUAUUUAAGCGUCUGUGUUUGAAUCUGGUGCUCUGAGCCAUCUGCAAAAGCGCAAUUUAAUACACAAUUGGUAAUUUAUAAACAACCGAACAAAUUUGGUGAAAGUACAUUUUAAAAAUUACGUGGACAGAGACGGAAGUAUGGGUCCAGUUGAACUUCUUCACAUGUCCGUGUUCUCCCAGAGCUUCUCUCACUGUGGCCGCUUCUUAGCGGCAGGGAACAAUUAUGGGGAGAUCGCUGUGUUCAGUAUGUCCUCUGCACUCAGUCCAGAGGCAACCAAUAUCAGCCAAAAACCCAUCUUAACCUUCACUGCACACGAGGGUCCUGUGUUCUCCCUCCUGUCUACGGACACCCACCUCCUGAGCGCGGGGAAUGGAGAGAUCAGUGCUUGGAGCUGGGCAGAGCUGACCAAGAGGAACACUAAAUCUAUUUGGACAAGAAGACCACAGUACAAAUCCAGUCUUGAGAUUCCAGAGAUAAAUGCGAUGAUCAUUAAUCCAAGAGACAACAGUUUGGUUGUAGGCGGGGGAGACAACAACAUUCACGUCAUGGACCUGGAGAGCGGAGUCUUUAAGUCGGUGUUACAGGGUCAUAGUGACUACAUCCACUGCCUCAGCAUCAGAGAGCGGGAGGGGGAGAUCCUCUCUGGCGGUGAGGAUGGAGCCGUCCGGAUAUGGGACUCCAGAACCGGACAAACUGUGCACUGCAUAGAGGUCUAUAAGUAUGAGGACUGCGCAAGGCCUCAGUAUGGGAAGUGGAUCAGCUGUCUCACCACCGAUUCAGAGUGGAUGCUGUGUGGAGGGGGCCCGGCCCUGUCGCUAUGGCACCUGCGCACCCUCUCGCCCACUUCCGUGUUCCCGCUUUCUGGCUGUCAGCGACAAGCAGCUUUCUACCAGGACCUGAUCUUGUCAGUUGGAGAGGGGAACUUUGUGUCUCACUGUCUCAUGGGUGGGGAGGUGAAGUCUCUAAUUCCAUGCACACCGCCAUCACUCAAUACGCUGACUAUCAACACCAACAGUACUGAGCACAGGGUGCUGACAGUGGGGGGCAGCAGCGACCAGAUAGACGUUUUCACCAAUCUGUCUUACAGAGCAUUCUCCCUUUCUUUCUAAAAGGCUACAACCCAAGUCUGUACACACACCCCACCCAGACACAUUCUCUCAGACUGUGGUAACUGACUAUUCGACAAGAAUUCAGGGACAUGUUUUUUUAUAUAUAUAUAAUAAAGUACCCUUUUCCCUUUAA
This is a messenger RNA of Conger conger (European conger), 1298 nucleotides long. It is a transcript of the gene thoc6, whose product is annotated as THO complex 6. The record is from RefSeq and is a predicted model, not a curated record. Gene Ontology annotation, biological process: mRNA export from nucleus. The coding region runs from base 194 to 1165 and encodes 323 amino acids. Lineage: Eukaryota; Metazoa; Chordata; Actinopteri; Anguilliformes; Congridae. The transcript is spliced from 13 exons. Gene Ontology annotation, molecular function: protein binding. Gene Ontology annotation, cellular component: THO complex; transcription export complex.